GCAACAGACAAAGAGGGGGGGGCUCUCUGACGGCCAGAGGUGAGAUAGAAAAGGUAUCGGCGCUCAUCACAUGACCCUCCUGCUUUUAGCAUCCCUGCGUUGAGGUUUUGGGAGCAUUUUACUAAACAGCCCGCUUUCUCUCGGAGGACGUCUGACGGACUGAACGGGAUUCGACAUGUCCGACAUAGUUCCACCAGAGGUUAGACCCAAGCCAGCCGUUCCUGCCAAGCCCCCGAACGUAGGGGCUCCCUCCCCUUCUAGUCCCUUUCCCCCCCAGGGCCCAAGUGUCGGAGCGGGCGGCGUUACUGCUCCUCCAAGUGCUAUUCCAGUUCCCAUCGGCGGUCACGGUGCAAACCUUGCUGGCAUUCACGGUCACAGUGUGGGCCACAGCGGCGUUCAUGCCGGGGGUCAUGCUCCAGCUCACAGCGGGGGUCAAGGUCACGGAGGCUCUCACAGCUCCAGCGGGGGCUCCGCUCUGCUUGGCUACAUUGGCAUCGACACCAUCAUUGAACAGAUGCGAAAGAAGACCAUGAAGACUGGCUUUGACUUCAACAUCAUGGUUGUUGGUCACAGUGGGCUCGGCAAGUCCACCCUGGUGAACACUUUAUUCAAGUCCCAGGUGAGCAGGAAGAGUGCAGGAUGGUCUCGUGAUGAGAAGAUCCCCAAAACCGUAGAGAUCAAGUCAGUGUCUCAUGUGAUUGAAGAGGGUGGGGUCAAGAUGAAGCUGACAGUUGUUGACACUCCUGGCUUUGGAGACCAAAUAAACAACGACAACUGCUGGGAACCCAUCUCUAAGUACAUCAAUGAACAGUUUGAGAAGUUCCUGAAAGAAGAGGUGAACAUCACCAGGAAGAAGCGAAUCCCUGACACCAGAGUACACUGCUGCCUCUACUUUAUUCCCCCGACUGGCCACUCUCUUCGACAGCUGGAUGUGGAGUUCAUGAAGCGUUUGAGUCACUCGGUGAACAUCAUUCCUGUGAUCGCAAAGUCUGACACAAUGACCAUCGAGGAGAGACAAGAGUUCAAACAGCGGGUUAGGAAGGAGCUGGAAAUGAACGGGAUCGAGUUUUACCCACAGAAAGAGUUUGAUGACGACAUCGAGGACAAGAGUGACAACGACAAGAUCAGAGAAACGAUGCCCUUUGCUGUGGUUGGAAGUGAUAAAGAAUACCAAGUGAAUGGUAAACGAGUCCUGGGGAGAAAGAUACCGUGGGGAAUCAUAGAAGUUGAAAAUCCAAACCACUGUGAGUUUGCACAGCUGAGAGAUUUCCUGAUCAGGUCCCACCUGCAGGAUUUGAAGGAGGUCACUCACAACAUUCACUACGAGACGUACCGUGCCAAGAGAUUAAACGCCAACGGAGGUCUGCCCCUCAUCACUUCGAACGACACCCAAGAAAGCAACCUGUAGUCAGUCAGUGGCAGAAUGGGUCAAUAUAAAAACAUCGCAAUGAUGCUCAUAUAGGAAUCUGUAAGAUUAAAAUUAUAGGAUUUUUUUUUCACCCCAGCUUUGCUGCAUGAGUGAAAUAACCAUUAUUAGUCUGUAAAACUCUGUUUGCCUCCUUUUCCAUGUCAACCCAUCCAAAGGAUGUUCAUUUUCCCGAUUUCUGGGGUUUUAAUGACAAAUCUGUGAUAUACUUAGGUUAGGAUAAUUGAUCAUUAAAUUACAGAAGUUCCCUCAUUCAGCCUAUUUUCUUAUUUCCAAAAUAAUAAUAAAUGAGGAGAAUACAUUUAGUUUGUAUUUAACAGCGAACAUAUCAAACAGAGCUUGGACAACCACUCCAAAGACACUUUUACUUAGUUUUCCUUCUAGAUUAUCCCUGUUGAUUAUUAAUGGGAAGAUACAGUAUUGUCACCAAUCAGGUGUUGAACUACAACAAUGAGCCAUAAAUGUACAAAGUAUCACCUCUAGUUAAAUGCUCUGCUGCAUGUGAGCCGUAUUACCCAACCCUUUGUUUGAAUCCAUUCUCUCUCAAAUUUCUGCAACAUUAGUCAUUUCUGUUUUAAUUGACCCAUCUCAAAGACACUCGCUGUUUACCUGCCGGUAUGUGUUGUAACAUUUCUUUAGUAUUUUGGUCAAAGAAAGCAACAACAAAAAAGCAUAAUUUUGUGUUACUGUGUGGGAAUUAACUUAUUAGAGAAUAAGGAGUCCAGUAUUCAAGUCUGAAAGUAAUUACCCAUGCAAUCAAUACUUUUUGAGCUUAAAUGUAACAUAUAUUCUAAAAAUUAUAAGUUAUUUAGUGAAAUAGAUUUAAAUAGAAGUUAAAUGUGGCUGCCAUAAAGAUAAUAAACUGAGAUUUGCUAUUGAAUCAGCAAGAGAUCAGAAUUGGCUGAUAUUCCCUUAUUAGUGCUGAUCAUUGACCAGUAAAUACAAUUAUUCAGUUCUUUGUAUUUAAUGCCAUAAAACUAAGACUUUAAUUAUUUUUUUUUUUGGGCCUGUAAUUUGAUGCACUUUCUAAAAAUUCUGCACAGAUGAAAAUGUAAUAAUUUUUUACCAUCACCAAUUCUAAACUGCUGCCACUGUCGGAUAAACUGCAGCACGUUUGCUUCCUAUGUGUUACAGUACAAAGGAAAAAUAAUCAGUAGGUAAAGAAUGCCUGAAUGGGUAAUGAUUAGGAAACGCCUGAAAAAAUUCGAAUCUACUUGAGCCCAGUUUUAUGUUUAUAGAUGAAGCUACAGGACCUCAUGUCAGUUAAACAGUCACCAAGAGUUCAUGGUAAUUGGCUUUAGAAGCCAAGGGUCGACUAAAAUGAAAUGUCCAACAGCAGUUUAAUAAAACUAGAAGCAAAAAGUGAUGAAAGGUGAAAAUUAUGUGUUCUACCGUACACUUUCCUUUACAGGUUUUAAUAAGGAGAAAUAGCACUAUAGUAGGUUUUAUGUGUAUUUGCAUUAAGGGCCAAUCUAAUUUAAAUGUUUUAAAAUUGUGAUCAAGGCCCACCUGAAAUUCCUCUGAGGGCAACACUUAGGACAGCACUGCUGUAGAGCUUUAGAAAUUUGGUUCAUUAUGAGUUUUC
Messenger RNA from Cyprinodon variegatus (sheepshead minnow), 3011 nucleotides. RefSeq names its product neuronal-specific septin-3-like (gene sept3). The record is from RefSeq and is a predicted model, not a curated record. Lineage: Eukaryota; Metazoa; Chordata; Actinopteri; Cyprinodontiformes; Cyprinodontidae. The coding region runs from base 176 to 1408 and encodes 410 amino acids. Gene Ontology annotation, biological process: cytoskeleton-dependent cytokinesis. Gene Ontology annotation, cellular component: septin ring; presynaptic cytoskeleton; septin complex. Gene Ontology annotation, molecular function: GTP binding; GTPase activity; molecular adaptor activity. The transcript has 10 exons.